Paramecium primaurelia is the source of this 213-nucleotide messenger RNA. Lineage: Eukaryota; Ciliophora; Oligohymenophorea; Peniculida; Parameciidae. The record is from the annotation of a GenBank genome assembly.
AUGCAAAGACUUAUCAAACCAAUAACCAUAUCUUAACCAAUUCUAUAAAGAAUGGAGAACACAAGAUCAGAUUGUUCUGCUGAUGAAGAUCUUAGUUUUAUAGAAACUUUAAGAGCUGAAGCUCAAAAUCCCAUGAUAAAGAACUUCUUGGGAAUGGAGUGCCAAGUUGAUGACACAUAAGAUUUAGAAGAAUUCCUUAAUUCUCUUGAUUGA